This is a messenger RNA of Aspergillus neoniger CBS 115656, 1174 nucleotides long. Its product is annotated as toxin biosynthesis protein. The record is from RefSeq and is a predicted model, not a curated record. Bases 65 to 1174 code for a protein of 369 amino acids. The transcript has 5 exons. NCBI's taxonomy places the organism in Eukaryota, Fungi, Ascomycota, Eurotiomycetes, Eurotiales, Aspergillaceae.
GUUGAUCCAGCCAAAGGGCUUCCAAUCAAUCAGCCUACGCGUCAUACAGCCUCGUAGAAAACACAUGUCCCACUUUCGCAUCGUCGAGCACACAGCUCGGUGUCAAAAUGUCCGACAGCGUCCGGGUGCCGUGAAAGCUGGUCAUGAAAACGAGCUGCGACUUUCUGUUAAGCAGUACAUCCCACUCGAUAAUCCUCACCCGAAGGAAGGGGAUGUCACUAUUAUUGGGGCGCAUGCAAAUGCGUUUCCAAAGGAACUGUACGAACCCCUUUGGGAUGACCUUCACAAGCAGCUCGCAAGUCAAAACAGACGCAUCCGAUCAAUUUGGAUUGCAGAUGUUGCUCAACAGGGACAGAGUGGUGUUUUAAAUGAAGCCAUCUUAGGCCAUGAUCCCAAUUGGCUCGAUCACGGGCGUGAUCUUCUGUUCGUGAUAAAUCAGCUUCAGGACCAGAUCCCUCAACCACUUGUUGGCGUCGGUCACAGUAUGGGUGGAAUGCAGCUAGCCCACCUGUCUUUAUUGCAUCCAUCCCUAUUCGAGGGUCUUAUCCUGCUCGACCCGGAUCCCCGCGUCUUCGACAAAUGGAUCCAGUACGGGCUACGAGACCUUCCGACCCCAUUACACCCCGUCACAGACGAAACUGGACCUUCCGCCGUUACUUUGACUACAACCAAGGCACAGGAGCUAUUCUACUUCGUACGGCCUUCGUAUGUUGACGAGCGAUCCGGACUUCCCCGCGGUAACCCUGAAGAGGAAAUGCAUCCGGAUGACCAUGAUGCUGAUUAUCCUUUUUAUCGACCUGAGUCGGCAUGGAUGUUUCGUCGGCUGCCACAUUUGAAGCCACCUAUUCUCUAUCUGUUUGGGGAACAGUCGGAUCUGUCUUCUCCAAUUGCUCGUCGGGACAAAGUGGUAACAACUGGUACGGGUCUGGGAGGUAGUGGGGGUGCAGCGCGGGGACUUGUUGAGGAAGUCGUGCUACCCUCUGGUCAUAUGUUUCCAAUGGAGCUGGUAAAAGAAACUGCUGAAGCUAGCGCGGCGUUUAUGGACAAGAGGUUAUCUGAUUGGGAGUCGAGGGUUGCAACGUUUCGCAGGGCGUGGGAGGGAGUGCCUCAUCAUGAACGGUUGAGCAUUGAUGGGCAGUGGGAGAGGAAUAUUAAUGGCUCCUCAAAGCUCUAA